Striga asiatica is the source of this 944-nucleotide messenger RNA. The record is from the annotation of a GenBank genome assembly. NCBI's taxonomy places the organism in Eukaryota, Viridiplantae, Streptophyta, Magnoliopsida, Lamiales, Orobanchaceae.
AUGUUAUUGCUUGGAGUGUCACCAUAUCGGCCUAUGCUUAAAGCAUGCAGCCUGACAAAGCGUUUAAUACGCUACAAUCCAUAUAUAAAUUUAUCCACAAUUCCACAUUUAGCCAUUGUGGUUGAGUACGAUGAUUGGAGCUGGUUUCAUGCAAUGGAAAGGACUUGUGGGCACCCGGGCUAUCACGUCAUAGUUGAGUGUGGCACUCAAAUAUGCAGAAGCAAGACUUCAUCAGAAAAUCUGGAUAAAAUCUACUGGAAUGAAAAGUUCGUAUUCCAAUAUCCAACGUCAGAGUUAGACACUUUGAAUCACCUCAAACUUAGAAUUGUCAACGAGGAAUAUUUGGGCGAUGGCGAAUGUGUUGGGGAAACAUUAAUUUUCAUCAAAGGAAUAAUCGCAGAGGGAAAUCGCUCGGGAUUGAUACAGUUGAAUCCGGCCCUAUUCAACGUCGUGCUUGAAGACGACACUUACAAAGGGCAAAUAACGAUUGGAUUGAAAUUCGUUCCAAAUGCUGUUUUACAUGCGAAAAGAAAAGAAUCCGAGCCAGAGGGAAAUGAUCUAGGCAAGUCCGUGUGCACGAUGCUCACGAGUCUCUGGAAAAUGCGUUGGUUGAAGUUUUUUUCUAACUUAAAGAACAGGAAGUUUGUUAAUACGCAUAAAGAAAACUGAGAAGGUAAACGAGGUCGGGUGAUUCAUGAAAUCGAGUUAAAUGCGAAUGGAACUUCUGUGGAGGGAGUGUUUGAGUUUUUCGCAUGCUGUUUUCUUCUGCUCGCUUUUGCAAAACAAAUGGAAAAUUUAUAUGAGAUUUUCAAGUUUCAUGUUAUUAAUUUAGUAUUAGUACCUCAUUAGAGGUGCAGAUGACAGUUGGGGAGAUGCUAAUGUUGUUGAAGCCAGUGAAAGUUUAUGUCAGGAGCAGAAGUUGGUGCUUGUUCUAUAUAAUUCAG